This is a messenger RNA of Patiria miniata (bat star), 3006 nucleotides long. It is a transcript of the gene wdr27, whose product is annotated as WD repeat-containing protein 27-like. Bases 169 to 2991 code for a protein of 940 amino acids. Gene Ontology annotation, molecular function: protein binding. The transcript has 23 exons. NCBI's taxonomy places the organism in Eukaryota, Metazoa, Echinodermata, Asteroidea, Valvatida, Asterinidae. The record is from RefSeq and is a predicted model, not a curated record.
CACUCAGCUCUAAAAUUAGUGAGGUGCUGUAAACUUGUAAUUUGUGUGUUGUGUUUACGUGGUUUACAAUCUGGUAUCCAGUUCACAAACACGGCGCUUAUGAUAUGCAACAAGCGCGCGAUUUUGUGGACUGCCAGAUGCAUGUAAACCAGCUGACAGGAACUCAUCAUGGCUGCCGUACAUCAAAGCACCCUGACCACACCGUUCGCACCCUCGCAUCUCCAGCUUGGAUGUAAUGGGGUCUACCUGGCACUGCCAGUCGCUAAGUCGGUGGGAGUCUGGAGCUUACAGAGCUUGAGCUCCAAGCCACUAGUGUUGGAAGCACACAAGAAGAAGCUGAGCUGUCUCUGCUUUGGGCGUCAGCACAACCCCACCCUGCUCUGCUCAGCCGCAGAGGAUUACAUCAUUGUCUGGAAUGUGGAACAGGCGAGGAAUACCUACGACCUGGGUGACCAGAUACGAGGUCAGAUCAUCGGCCAGUGCUUGGGUCACGUUCAGUACUGUAGUUUCAGCUAUGAUGAUGCUUUGGUGGCUGUGUGUAUAGGCUGCGAGGUCCUUAUUCUUGACUCAAAGGUGGAGAGACUGGACACCACGUUGGAGGGUCACAUGGCCCCAGUGACCUGCGCAGAAUUCUGCCCUUACCAUCCCGCCACACUGGUCUCUGUAUCUGAAGAUCGUACUUUCAAGAUAUGGGACAUUACUAGAGGAUGCCUUGUCUACCAGUCCUGUAUAAUAUCAGCAUCACCAUUCCUCAGCCUUGCGAUGAACACAAACAGUGAGUGUUUCGCUGUGGGAUCAUCAGACGGCCAGGUGCGAAUCUUUGAUUUGACUGAAGGAAAUGGAUAUCGUUGUCUGCAUCAACUAGACAUUGCCAAGCUUCUGCGCACGCAGAGGGAAACAAAGGAAUUAGACAAGAACAGCAGUACAGCUUCAGGUCCAAGGACCAUUAGCAGCCAUCCAGCUUGGAAGAGACCAGAAAACGAUCAGCCGAUUGCCGAUGGGACACCUGACGAUUCUGACUUCUCGUCUGAAGCAGGGGAAGCUAUCCUAGGGUUGCAUUUUACCACCAAGGUGGCAUCGACUGAUCCGUCCAGUGGAGUCGCCCAAAGCAAACCCCCAUCUCUACUGCCGGACGACUCAUUAAUAGAAGAGCUGUUAGAUGAAUCCCCAAUGCUCGUCGUUGGUACGCCCGGUGCCUUGCUUCAAAUCAACACACACAGCUUUGAAAUGGCAACGUUCAUAGACUUCCAAGAUCCCAUUCCAUCUGGAACUGAUCAACAUUACAUUGCUCUCUCAGGCUCCUAUGCCUUUGCGCAAAUGGCAAAUUCUGACAGUCGGACUUGGUGCAUCAUCGGCAGUGUUUUUGAGAAUGCUGUAGAUGUGAUCCAGUUGAGGACCCCUCCUCCAUCCAAGCUAAGCCCUCCUCCAUCCAAGCUAAGCCCUGCCUCCAUUCCGUCAUUACUCGACAAUCUCACCUUAGAGACAUCAACGAGCACAUCCUCUCCACAAGAUGAUGAUGCUGAACAACUUACAGUUAUCUCUAGUGCUCCCCUGAGUGAGACGUCCGUCUUGAGAUCCGAGAUGACGUCUAAACCCAAGGAGUUGAACUUCAAGACGAAGCCGCAAGGUGGCAAGACUGGUACCAAGAAGCCAUCUGGAUCAUCAGCAUCAGGAGUACAGGACCAGGCUCUGACUUUCAAGAGCAAGAUCAAGUCCUCAGGAUACACGGGUGCACCGAGGGCUAAAAUGUUUUCUCCCAAGACGAAUGUCGUCAAGACCAGCUCAGCUAAGAGAGAGAAAGCAGGGUCUGCUGGGGCUGCCUCCAGGUCGGUUACGAAGCAAUACCCAAUUGAUGCCGAUCCUCCCACCACCGUCAAGACAAAGAUUGAUGUCGGCAACCAGAGCGUUCCAAUUAACUCCAUUGCCUUCUCAGGUGAUGGUCAGAAUCUGGCCUGUGCCUUGGCCAAUAAAUCUGCUCAGCUAUUCAAGAUGCCACUGACUGGCAAAGGAACAAGUUUCACAGGGCACAAUGCAGCUGUGAACACCGUCCACUGGAGCCACGACGGCCAAUGGCUGCUCACGGCCGCCGAUGACAAGACCGCCCGCAUCUGGUCCAAGUCUGCCUCGGACCCGGUCCUCACCCUGAGUCACAUUGACCGCAGCGUCGGCGCAACGGAUGCGGAAAAGCUGAGAACCGCUGAUAAGCGUACGGACUGCUCUCCCACACAGGGGAGCAACAGAGUCUUUGCCAAGGAAGUCAAAGCGGCGAGGUUCUACUACGUUGAUAAGUUCCUGCUGCUCGCCUCCGGGGGCGCUCUCUACCUGCACAAGUUCGUCUUGGAUACCUCAGUGGACGACAUUAAAAGGUACCAGAGUAACUCCCGCUACAAAUUAGUCAAGUCCUUCCAACUAGAGCAAGCCCAGCAAAUCACAGCAUUGUCUGCUGUCAAUGGAUUCCACUCCUAUAUUGUCAUGUGUGCAGGAUCAGACAAGUCCUUGGAAUUUUUCGACAUGAACGUUGGUAGAAGCAUCCGGACCGUUCCCACUGCCCACUCCAGGCCCGCUCACUGUAUUUGCCAAAAUGAGGGUUCAGCCUAUGUUAGCCACCCUCCCUCGGCCUAUGACCUUUUCCUGACAGCUGCCGUGACUGAUAGCAUUAAGCUGUGGGAUCUACGCACCAACAGAUGUGUCAAGAGGUUCGAAGGUCACAUGAAUCGAGCGCAUCGCUGCGGUGUUGCGAUCAGUCCUUGUGCCAAGUACAUAGCCACUGGAUCCGAGGAUAAAUCUGCCUACGUAUUUGAUAUCAGGACGGGGACCUAUAUCCACAAACUCUCAGGUCACACUGACGUUGUCUCUGACGUCGCCUAUCACCCCUUGUAUCCAGAGGUAAGUAAGCCGCCUUGUAGAACCUGCACACAGAUUUGGACGGAAAGCCAAAAAUUGCAGCUCUCCCCAAAAAUCACAUGUGAAGCUUAUGAAGUCCAUGUAUGAACAGGACAUGGCACA